This is a messenger RNA of Fulmarus glacialis (Northern fulmar), 253 nucleotides long. RefSeq names its product zinc finger protein 41 homolog. Gene Ontology annotation, molecular function: DNA-binding transcription factor activity, RNA polymerase II-specific; RNA polymerase II cis-regulatory region sequence-specific DNA binding. Lineage: Eukaryota; Metazoa; Chordata; Aves; Procellariiformes; Procellariidae. Gene Ontology annotation, biological process: regulation of transcription by RNA polymerase II. The annotation marks the transcript as partial. The transcript has a single exon. The record is from RefSeq and is a predicted model, not a curated record.
AUGUCGCCACCGCUGCCCUCGUCACCCGCCCUGGGCUGGCCCUGGGGACUGCCCCCUGCCCCUGGUACCCGGAAACCCUACAAGUGCACCGAAUGCGGCAAGGCCUUUGGGCAGAGCUCGCACCUGAUGCGGCACCUGGGCACCCACACAGGCGAGAAGCCCUACAAGUGCGGCGCCUGCGCCAAGAGCUUCACCCAGAACUCCAACCUUCUGCAGCAUCAGCGCACCCACACCGGUGAGAAACCCUACGAGG